AUGGAGCCUUCGGGCGACGAGCCAGGGGAUGAUGGAAAGCUUUCCAACACUGCGGAGCCUGCUGAGAACUAUGACAGCUUGAAGUAUCAACUGUUAGGACCAUCUUUGACCAAGGCGGGUCAGGAUGCCGUGGACCAGCGCAAAGUUUCCGAGAUUAUCUAUAACGCGUCCAAGGGCUCCAAGUUCUUCAAUCACGAGCAAAACCGCGACAAGGUUUUGACGGUAAAGAUCGAACGGAUUCUGAAGGAGAAAGCCCGCCUUGAAAAGUUGGAUUUGUCGGCUGAUCUACGACGCGCUGACCAGCUUAUCGCCGAGCUGGAACUAACCCGGGACUUAUCGCAACACGUCGUCCACGUCGAUUGCGACGCCUUCUUUGCCGCAGUCGAAGAACUCGACCGCCCCGAAUUGAAAACUGUUCCGAUGGCAGUGGGCAAGGGGGUCUUGACAACCUGUAACUAUGAGGCCCGGAAGUUCGGCUGUCGGAGUGGCAUGGCAUCAUUCAUAGCCAAGAAACUCUGCCCUCAGUUGAUCUGCUUGCCUCAAAACUAUGACAAGUACACCGCCAAGGCGAAGGAGAUUCGCGCGAUCUUCGCACAGUACGAUCCCAUGUUCGAGAGCGCUAGCAUUGAUGAGGCUUAUCUUAACAUGACUGCAUAUUGUACCGAAAAUGAACUUGACCCGGAGGAAGCAGUCCAGCGCAUGCGAGCAGAAGUCUUGGAAAAGACAAAGAUCUCAGUUUCCGCGGGUAUCGCGGCUAAUGCAAAAAUCUCCAAGAUCGCAUCAAACAAGAAUAAACCAAACGGCCAAUUCUGCGUACCGAACGAGAGAGAUGCUAUCUUGAAGUUCAUGGAGGAUUUACCUGUCCGCAAGGUGAAUGGAGUUGGUCGCGUCUUCGAACGCGAGCUUGAUGCAAUCGGAAUCAAGACCUGUGGGGACAUUUAUCCUCAGCGUGCCAUCUUGGCCAAACUAUUUGGCGAAAAAGCAUUCCAUUUCCUGGUGCAGUGCUCUCUCGGGUUGGGCAGAACAAAGAUCCAGCCAGUGGAGAACUAUGAGCGGAAGAGUGUGGGAACAGAGAGGACGUUUCAUGAAAUCGGGAACCAGGAGGAGUUCCGAGAAAAACUGUGGUCGAUAGCCGAGGAGCUUGAGAAGGACCUGGCGCGAACCGAGUUCAGAGGUCGCGCGCUUGUUCUCAAAGUCAAGCUGGCCACAUUCGAGGUCUUGUCGCGACAAUGCCAACCUCCGAGGGCAGUAGCGACCGCCAAAGACCUGUACGCCUUCUCCCUCCCAAUGCUGGAAAAGCUUGAGAAGGAGAUUCCUGAUCUCAAACUCCGACUCUUGGGCCUUCGCUGCACGAACCUUGUGAGCACGAAGAAGGUUGGAAUCGAACUCUUCGGUUUCACCGCGCGCCCAAAGCCGGCUUCAGAAAUGCCGACCGACCUUCCUGUUGAGCAGGAAAUUGGGGCCGAGGAAGCAUUCGAGAGGGCUGCGCGUGCGGAGCUACAGGAGGAACUCAAUGACUUGGAGAAACUCAGUCAGGAAGUAUCUGAGUUGGCAGACGUGAAACAAAAUGAGCCGCCAGCUGCCGGUGAUGCGUCACCGCAGCCUGUCUAUUGGUAUUGCCCAAUAUGUUCGAAACCCCAGGUGGCAGAUGAUCGCGCUUUCAACGAUCACGUGGACUAUUGUCUGUCGAGAGAGACAAUUAAGGAGGUUGUUCAGGGUGCGUCAAACGACGUUUUGCUUGAGGCACCGGGUGCAUCAAAGCCGCGCAAGAGGAGAACGACGGCACCAGAAUCACCAGACCCCCGACAGAAACGGCUAUUCUUUUCCUGA
Molecule: messenger RNA, 1830 nt
Organism: Aspergillus sclerotioniger CBS 115572
Lineage: Eukaryota; Fungi; Ascomycota; Eurotiomycetes; Eurotiales; Aspergillaceae
Product: Y-family DNA polymerase
Exons: 2
Coding region: 1-1830 (609 amino acids)
Biological process (GO): error-prone translesion synthesis
Cellular component (GO): nucleus
Molecular function (GO): damaged DNA binding; DNA-directed DNA polymerase activity
Source: RefSeq, a predicted model, not a curated record